This is a messenger RNA of Acanthoscelides obtectus, 1041 nucleotides long. The record is from the annotation of a GenBank genome assembly. NCBI's taxonomy places the organism in Eukaryota, Metazoa, Arthropoda, Insecta, Coleoptera, Chrysomelidae.
AUGCAUAACCGCAGAGGAAAUAAAGAGAAAAGAGGAGAACAAGCGCACAGGAAGCACAUAAUGCACCUAGAGAGGGAGCCACCGACGCUUUGUAUUUAUUCUUUAAUUAAAACGAGAUUAGGCGAAAUGAAAAGCGGCGCGAGGUGCUGGAGUAGCGCAUCCGCUCGAAAGCUCGCGGGUUUGACUUCUGGACCCGGAAUUAUUACUACUACAGGGUUAUUACAAAAGAAUCAUCGAGUUUUAAAAAUAUAUAUUUCUGAAGAUAUUACAGAUAUAACAGUAAGUGACAUGUCAAUGGAAAGGUUUUUAAAAAAGAAUAUGAGUAAAGUAAGAAAUAAUUUAAUAACAAAACCGGAAUACUGUCGAUGGACCUCAGAAGAUAUGGACCAUGCGAUUAAUGCAUACAAACAAAACCAGUGUGGUUUUAAUGAGUGCUGCAGACGUUAUAAUAUUCCAAAACCGACUCUUAGGAGCCAUUUGCGCACUUUAAAUAAAAAGGCAAAUGAAAAUGUUCAAUCUUUGGGUCGACACACAACUUUUAGCACUGAAAUUGAAAUGGAAUUGGCAAAACAUAUUUUAAAGCUGGAAGAAAGAUUAUUUGGUGUAAUAAUUCGGGAUGUUCGACGAUUUUCUUUUCAAGUAGCUGUUCGGAAUGAUAUUCCACACCGUUUCAAUAUCAAUAAGGAAAUGGCGGGAAAAGGAUGGUAUUAUUAUUUUAUGGACCAACAUCCUGAACUGUCACUUAGACAACCAGAGAAAAUCUCCAUGGACAGAGCAACUGGAUUCAACCAAAAAAACCUCCAUGAGUUUUUCGAUAUUUUAGAAAAAUGUGUUGAUGAAAACGGUUUUACGGCUCAAAAAAUUUAUAAUGUUGAUGAAAGUGGAUUUUCAACAGUUCAGAGACAGAAACAAAAAAUAAUUGCACGUAGAGGAAAGCACCAAGUUGGGGGUACAGCAAGUGGUGAAAGGGGCGUAAAUACCAUAGCUGUCGUUUGUGCCAGUACUGCCAGUCAAACUGUACCGCCCAUGAUAAUUUUUUAA